UGCUCCGGCUGGGCCAAUGACGACGAGGGACGAGCGUGCAGGCGGAGGUCACUUUGAGGCCUCGCUGGCAGUAGGGUGAAGUUUUUUUUGGUUUAAACCGAGACGGUUUUGUUUAUAUAAAAUACAACACAAACAAUACUUUACUCUCAAUUACCACGACAGUCAACUGCGAUGUCUGCGCGCGGCGACGGCUACGCGGCGGAUGAUCACAGGCAAAGCGCGCACGGAGGCGAACAGGCUUUUCAAGCAAAUAGAGGAUAUAUUCCAACAGAAGAAGAAAGGCAAGUCUUGCAGGAAUGUAAAAAGGACAGCAUUUACCGUGCGGUCCCAUUGUCGUUGGCAGCCAUGGCUGGGACUCACUAUCUGGUCUCCAUCGGGCGGCUGUCACCCUCCCCUCGUUUUGGCAGCAUCCCCAAAGUAUUUUUUGCUGGAAUGUUUGGCUACUUCAUUGGGCGCAUCUCUUACAUUGGUGUGUGCCGUGACCGCAUCAUGCGUCUGGAAAACUCCCCUCUGGCCAACGCCAUGAGGACAGGGGGUAAACUGGGACCUGCCAUGUUCCAGGAAAAGUCCACUGGUGUGGGCUCAGAGUCAUCUGUGUCCGAAGAUGUGGACAUACCUGUGCUGGACGCGUACGUCCCGUAUGACCCAGAAGAGGUUGUAAUUGCUGACCAAAAGGUGACAGAAGCCUUCCCGCAACUCAAUUCUCUUGACAGUGAUCAGCAAACACGUGCCUACCUGUCUUAUGAUCAGCUGAGGAGCCAGAACCGUGAUAACUUCGAGCAGUCACGGAGACAGAACAUGCCGCCCACAACCAGGCCACCCCCUCGUCAACCUGACACCAGCGCAGUGAAGAAGAAUCAGUAUGGAGAUGAAUGGGAGGAGUGAUGGAUGGGAUUAAGUGACAAUUCAUCAAAUUGCAGGGGGUGAACCAUUGCAUGGCUGGAAUAUAUACGUCGCACACAUGAAUACGACCACACACAUACACAACUACUCGUACACCUACACAUACACACACACGUAGUAACACAUACAUUUUUAUGCUGUAUAUAUGCAAACACUUGUUAGGCAGUGCCAUACAGUAUAUCCACGUAAGUGAAUACAGCACCCCAAUGUGUCCUAUUGCUUUUACAUAUGACAUGUGCAUGCAUGCACCCACACAUGCGCACAUGUACAUGCACUUAAUCAUAUAAUUGCACCUCUAUGGUAUAUGCGACACGGUACAAAAAGUUCUGAGUCUAGUACAGAAGAAAAUAUAAAAAGACCAUUUAUAUUACAGAUACAUUUGGGUGUAUUCAGACAGCUAGGGGACCACAUUCUAGAUUGCUUUGUUUCUAUGCUUGGAUGCUGACAGUCAAAAAUCAAGAAUCGUACUGUCGUAAAAAUAUUGACGCUGAAGAACACUAAUUGUGUGAAUGAGACUGCGUGAGCGUAGAGCAAAUGUGUUUUAUGGCAGAACAAAUACGCAUUUUAUGACAGUACGAACUCAUCUUGAAAGUGUAUGGGGACAAUGCAUCAUUGUGCAGAAGUUUGGUGCUGGGGCUACAGAAUGUAUUUAUGGCAGUGAGAUUCUUGGAGAUAACGCCAGGUCAGGGUAGCCUGUGACUGCAGUGACUUGCGAAUAUAUCCAGUCUGUGCAAGACGUGGUUUGAAAAACAACUGUGUUACUUCUAGAUUUGAAGCUUUCGUGACUGCAAGGAUUCAUACUCUUUGUUUUUUUUCGGUAAAGUCACGUAGGUAAAAUAAAAUAAAUGAAAACUAAAUUAAAUCACGACGUUUUUGAUACAGUUAAUUUUGCUGUCUUUUCCAACUGAAGACGGAAACUUGUGUUGCCUCCGAAACGUUGUGAUUUAAUUUAGUUUUCAUUUAUUUUAUUUUAACUGUGUUACUGUUGUACAUUUAGCUGGCAGCUUAGGCACAAGUGUGGGAUCGGGAGAAACGUUAUGGCAUGAUCAUAUGGGGAAUGAACAAGAUGUGGGUCCUCAGAAUGCUGACAUACGACACCAAGAGGGAGUGUCUGAUAACGUCUAAUGACAAUGUUGACCUCGUAAACGGAGACUGGGACAAGUCUUAACAGGCACUUUUUCAUGGAGGAGCUUCCACAUCCUGCCUUUCCUCCAGAUCAAGUAACCAGUGACUCACAUGUUUCUCAAAUGGGACGAGGCUGUUUGGAAAGUGUUUGAGGUGAGGUGACGCAUCUGUGGAUGAACCUGAAAGGGCUAGAAGAAAAGUUAUUUUUGGAGGAAUUCGAACAUCUGAAAUGAUGUUUAAAUAAUGUUUUUUUGUGUACUGUGUACUAUAUAUAUUAGGCUUAACUGUACCAUCAAUCACUUCAUAUACAAGCAACCACAUUCAUACACUCAUGCGCAACACAUACAAUAUAAGCAUCAAAACAUGGAAAAUAUUUGUUGACCAGAGAAAUGAUGUCAAUUGUGUUUAAAAGACAUGGAAAUAAACACUUUUAACAGUA
Molecule: messenger RNA, 2467 nt
Organism: Petromyzon marinus (sea lamprey)
Lineage: Eukaryota; Metazoa; Chordata; Hyperoartia; Petromyzontiformes; Petromyzontidae
Product: OCIA domain-containing protein 1-like
Cellular component (GO): endosome
Source: RefSeq, a predicted model, not a curated record